CGGAGACACAUCUGAGCAUUGCGCCUCGGCUGUCCAGUGGCCAAACAACUCUAAUAUAUACACAACGUCUGUUUGUUUAUUAGAUCAGUUAUCGAAAUGCCGAAAUUCACCUUCGCGUUAGUGAUCGUGGCUCUGACCGUCAGCGUACAAGGAUUCCCGACGUUCGAGGAUGACGUUGCAGCCGCGGCGGCGUCCGGCAACUGGGCUAAAGUGCAUGAGAUCUUGAGAAAGAACUUCGCGGCUUCGUUCGGGCGCGAUACGAUGACAGAUGUCCGAAACCUGAAGCCCCAGAACGGCGGCCACGUGUUCGCAGAGGCGAAGUCCACAUACGAACAUUCCUCCAACAUCAAUGGCAAGUCCAGCCACGAGCGAGGCGGCCACGAGGUCGUCAACAAGGACGGCAAGGUCUCCGAAUGGGACCUGCAUUAAACCUUGACUCCAAGGCACAGAGUUCCAUUUGCACUAACAUCACACUUCGCGAAUAAAAUAAGCGAGUUCAUUGACGAUUUUACAGUCAGACUUA
Molecule: messenger RNA, 523 nt
Organism: Cydia fagiglandana
Lineage: Eukaryota; Metazoa; Arthropoda; Insecta; Lepidoptera; Tortricidae
Exons: 4
Coding region: 97-429 (110 amino acids)
Source: RefSeq, a predicted model, not a curated record